Messenger RNA from Linum tenue, 591 nucleotides. NCBI's taxonomy places the organism in Eukaryota, Viridiplantae, Streptophyta, Magnoliopsida, Malpighiales, Linaceae. The record is from the annotation of a GenBank genome assembly.
AUGAUGCAGCAUUUAGAUACAGCUUUGAUAACGGCAUUUGUGGAGAGAUGGCAGCCGGACACGAACACCUUCCAUAUGCCAUUUGGAGAGAUGUCGAUUCUUCUCCACGACGUGCAUCACAUUCUUCGUAUUCCAGUUGAGGGGGAGCUGAUGAGAGAUGAUCCGCAUCCAGAUGUUCUUAAGUUAGACAUUCAUGAUCUAGUUCGGGUCCCGGUGGAUGGUCCUGUUGGUGGUGAGUGGAAGUCUAAGUGGUUCCUUAAUGGUGGUAUACACGCAGAGGGAUUGUUGGUGCGUGGACGAGAAAUGAAGAUUAGGGACCUGGAGGUGCAGACUUACUUGUUUGUGUUGUUGGGAUCCACACUUUUUGUGGAUAAGAGUCGCGAUCGCCUCCGUCCUGCGAUCAAUGUAUUUCUGAAGGACCAGCGACGAGUGGCCGGUUACGCCUGGGGAGCUGCUGCACUUGCCUAUCUCUAUAGACAGCUAGGGAUGGCCACACGAGUGGGGAGUAAGAGUAUUUGUGGUUGUUUGACUCUGCUUCAGGCGUGGAUAUAUGAGUACUUUCCACUCUUCCGUCCGAGCCAGAUUCUCUAG